Messenger RNA from Cololabis saira (Pacific saury), 3390 nucleotides. RefSeq names its product bestrophin 1 (gene best1). The transcript is spliced from 10 exons. Gene Ontology annotation, molecular function: chloride channel activity. NCBI's taxonomy places the organism in Eukaryota, Metazoa, Chordata, Actinopteri, Beloniformes, Belonidae. The record is from RefSeq and is a predicted model, not a curated record. The coding region runs from base 233 to 2422 and encodes 729 amino acids.
UUGUCUCUUUCUUUCCGGACACCACUGCCACAUAUCUCCGGCCUCUGCAGGUGUGAUGAGGGGGCCUUUUCAUUCUCAGCAAUAUGUGACCAGGUUGGCCUUAUGAAUUCCAGGCCGACCGCUGAAGCUGAGCUCGUCCAAAACCCCGAACACCACACGACCCUGGUGUCCUUCAUGUCAGGCCACAGACAGCCAGCAAGUCGGCCAACAAGCAGCAGCGGCGGCGGCAGCGAUGACGGUGACAUACUCCCGCAGAGUUGCCGAUGCAGGUCUGGGGACCUUCUUCCAUCUGCUCCUGCGAUGGAAAGGCAGCAUCUAUAAACUGCUCUACAGAGAGCUCAUCAUCUUCACGCUGCUCUACUACUUCCUCAGUGUUGUCUACCGGUUUGUUUUAAGCGAUGCCCAGAGGAGGCUGUUUGAGAGGCUGUCCAUAUACUGCGACCGCUACGCAGAGCUCAUCCCCGUGUCGUUUGUGUUGGGUUUCUACGUGACCUUGGUCGUGUCUCGGUGGUGGGGCCAGUUUGAGAACGUUCCUUGGCCGGACCGCUUGGCGGCAUUAGUGGGAGGGCACGUGCGCGGAACUGACGAGGCCUCCAGGCUGACGCGGAGAACUAUGAUGCGCUACGUGAACCUCUCUGGCGUGCUCAUCUACCGCUCUGUCAGCACAGCUGUCUACAAGAGGUUUCCCACCAUGGAGCAUCUGGUGCAGGCAGGCUUGAUGACCUCGGAAGAGCUGAGGCACCUGGAGGAUCUGCCGUCACCCCAUAACAAGUUCUGGGUGCCCUGCAUGUGGUUCGUCAGCUUGGCUUUGAGGUCUCGGACCGAGGGUCGCAUCAACAAUGAUGUGGCUCUUACCGCCCUUCUCACGGAGUUAAACAGUUUACGAGCAAAGUGCAUGAAGCUGUACGGUUAUGACUGGAUCAGCCUGCCGCUCGUCUACACGCAGGUGGCAACCGUAGCAGUCUACAGCUUCUUUCUGGCGUGUCUGAUUGGUCGGCAGUUCCUGGAUCCGACUCAAGAGUACCCUGGUCAUGAUGUGGACUUUUACCUGCCUGUCUUUACCCUGCUGCAGUUUUUCUUCUACGUUGGUUGGCUGAAGGUGGCCGAGCAACUCAUAAAUCCCUUUGGCGAAGAUGAUGACGACUUUGAAACCAACUGGCUUGUUGAUCGCAAUCUGCAGGUGUCCUUGUUGUCGGUGGACGAGAUGUACGACAGCCUGCCCCUGGUGGAGAGGGACAUGUACUGGAACGAGUCUGAGCCACAGCCUCCGUAUACGACCGCUAGUGCCGAGCACCGAAAACCCUCCUUCAUGGGCUCCGCGCUGGACAUCAGUGUUCCCAAAGACGAGAUGGAGUUUCAGUCCAACCUGGAGCAGAUCAAGGAGAACGAAGAGGCCAACUACUCCACGCCGCUGCUCGGAGGACUGGGCCGUCUUCUCGGGGUCCAGUCCCCCAACUUCCCUCGCUCCACCAGGGUCUCUUUGCUGCGCCGCCGGCCUGGAGCCCCACUAAGCCGCUUCCCUCUUUACCUUCACCCAGAAGGCCCAUCGACGCCGGGUCAAGCACGCCAUCCCUUGAACCAAGACCGAGAUCCAGACUACGCCUUCUCCACGAUGCCCUUGUAUGACAGACCGGGCUUUUACAGCUGCCCCCAGACACCCAUCCACUCUGUGCCCCACAUGUCCCGCCCUCGACCCAGCCGGCGAACCCAAAAUGAGUGGGAUCGCAGUUGUAGCUCCAUGGCCCCCCCGAUGGUAGGCUCGCAGCUGCUACCGCCUGACACCCCGGGCCACAUCCCGCCGCCGCCAUCGUCUGCUUUCCCCUGGUUAAGUGGGGAUGGCGAGAUGCAGAGUGUUCCAGCGUUCUCCUUCCCCGACCCCCCACCUCAACUCUGUCCAAUAUCUAAACUCCGACUGGGACACGGCCUCCUGUCUCGCCGCCCUCCUCCUCCUCGCCUCACUCUGGAUCCUCUCCCAUCCACCGACAGCCAGACCGGACCCCCGAGUGCUCGGGCCACAGGAAGUGCAGGAGAAAGAGUAUUCUCAUUUACUCCCCCCUCCCACUCGGCAGUACCGAAUCCCAGUAAUCCCAGCAGCAGCUCCGGCAGCAUUAAUGCGACGAGCACCACCAGCACCGCCACGCCGGGAGGUCUCUGCAACGGAACAGGCCACACUAAUUUUGGUAACCUUGGAAAUUUCAACUCCAACACGAGGGCGAGCAACGGGGGCGCCAGCGGCGGGCUGAGCGGUAACAUGAACACGGUUUCCACUGCAGCACCGUCGCAGCAAGAAACCACUCAGCGCAACUCCCCAAACGAUUCAGGAAUCUCUCUGGCUGACGGAGACCUGCUGGGCGUGCUGGUGGAGGGCGGGGGCAACAAGGCCACGGGGGGGAGGGACCAGGACGGAGGAAAGGCUCUGUGACCACACCAGGGUCAGACUGUGCAAGUUUUGAUUUUAGAAUUUGGCCUCGUUCUUUUUAUUUUUAAGAAGGCCAAACAUCAUAUUGAUCAUAAUUAAUGAAUUAAUUAUAUGAGGUAAUAGCACCUAUGAAAUGUAAUUGGGGUGGGGGCAACAUUGUGUUUGUGUUUAGUAAGAGAAUUUUUUGAAUGAGUCUACUGAAAUCUGAGAUGUUUUAAUGCCGGAGCCUUGUGGUCAUGCGUGGUACUGCAGACUGAAGCUCUUCCUUGAGAGCUUCACCUCCCGGGCCUGGUGGUUCUGCUCACACAAAGUUUGCAGGGUUUAUACAGCAAUCCUUAUGUUAAAUUUAAUACCAAUUUAAUACCUUUUUCACUACCUUCAGAUUUUUUUAAAAAACUGUCACAACAUUAAGUGUUAAUCAUGGACCAUUUAACAUUAACAGAUUUUGACCUAUAGAACACUAUACAGAACAGAUAGACUCAUUGAUGUUGAUCAGAUGUUUCACAUUUAUUUCACUCUGUGAAUGACAAUAAAAUAGACUGCUUAAAAUGUAAAAGGUAAAAAAUACCAAUUAAAAAAAAAAAAAAAAAUACCUCUGACAGUGAAUUUAACACUUUUAAUGGCCUUAAAUUUGGCAAUUUUCAUUUAUCACUUUUUAAUACUUUUUAAAACCCUGCGGAAACCAUGGUUUGAGUCACUGAUUUUGAACUGGUUGCAAACUAAUAAAAAGAUAUUGCCCAUUUUCCUGUAUUAACUUGCAGAGACGUUUCCAACUUGUUCAAAAGACACGAUUAAUUAUUAAACUGCCACUAAGUAAGGAAAAAACUAAGUUUCCUUUGAAGUUAAGCAACAAGAAGCCCAACUGUACAUAUAAUUUAAAUCUAGAUGGCAUUGAUUCGUUCCCCUGUGUACGUUUAAAUAAACUUUAAAUAACAUCCUCUGCUUCUUUUGUCAUUGUUGUGUUUUUCAAU